Hydra vulgaris (swiftwater hydra) is the source of this 2178-nucleotide messenger RNA. RefSeq lists its product as uncharacterized. NCBI's taxonomy places the organism in Eukaryota, Metazoa, Cnidaria, Hydrozoa, Anthoathecata, Hydridae. The record is from RefSeq and is a predicted model, not a curated record. Gene Ontology annotation, molecular function: ureidoglycolate hydrolase activity; ureidoglycolate lyase activity. Gene Ontology annotation, biological process: carbohydrate metabolic process; allantoin catabolic process.
UUAAAAAUAGGCGACUAUUGGAGAACUGGUACUUGAACAAUUGGGAUUAACUCCGCUGUUACUAUAAAUCGAAAAUCGAUGGAAAUUAAAAUCAAAAAUCCACCGGUAUACAUCAUUUUUGCAUAAAGAAAUGAGUUUGACGAACGAUAAAAAACAUUACAUUUCGUUAGAGCUUGCAACACGUGAGAAUUUAAAACCCUUUGCGCAGAUUAUUGACGAUGAUUUUGAAAACUAUGGUGAUACUGGGUUGCCUAUACCGUUUUAUAGUACUGUUUUGGAAGGCAAAAAUUUCGAAAACGUAACUUGGAAAGAUCAAGCGUGUGUGCGUCGAGCACAAAUUAAGUGGAGAAACGACACAUCAGUGAAGUGGUUAGAACGACACUUAGAAAUGACGCAAGCAUUUAUAAUUAUUGGAAAAAACCCUGGUUUAUUUGUGCUGGGUGCUCCAACACACAAUAGAAAAAAUAUGGACGAAAAGCAACGUGCUUUACCAGAUUGGGCAAAUAUUAAAGCUUUUAUUGUACCGGCUGGUGUAGGACUGAUUCUUCAUAAAGGGACAUGGCAUGAUUUUCCAGUAUCGUGUGGCCCACCUGUUACUUCAUUUAUAAUUAAUACAGAAGAGGUGGUGCAUGCACUUGCUAAUAUGAAAGAGCCGCAACCAAUGAAUCACGGAGAUUGUUUUAAACUGCGUUUAUCUGAUCACUAUGACUGCACCAUUCAUUUUCCUGAUCCUAGAUCAUUUGUUAAUGACCUCGGGCUUGUUUCUCUUCCUACCGAACAAAAACUUAUGGGUGAGAAUGGCUACGGAUUGGGUAUGCACAGAAAGGAAAUUCAAAGAGGUUGGGGUGGAGCAAAAGUUUAUGUUAUUCCCGUAAUUAACGUUGAGGUAUUUACACCUGGGUGUGGAGGACCAAGCAUUCAACCGCAUUUGAAAUCUAUUCCAGAAAUAGCAAACUCUGGGUGGCGAGAUUACGGAAACCGAAAUGGACUAAAACGUUUAUUAACUAUGUUCAAAUCACUAAACAUUUCAGCUACUGCUGUGAUAAAUAGUGAAGCUGUUCAAGACCCUAAAGUCAGAGAUAUUUUAAAAAUCUCAGGUUGUGAGCUAGGAGCCCAUGGAAUAAACAAUUCUCAAGGAAAUGCUAAAAUGAAUCGUUCCGAAGAACUUUCUGUUUUUAAAAAUUGUUUAGAUCAAUUAACAUCGGCAUUUGAUGAGAGACCUAUAACAUGGUUAACUCCAGGAUUCUCUGUAACAAAGCGCACACCUGAAAUUGCAGCUCUUUCUGGAAUCAAAGUAUUACUUGAUUUUGUUGAUGACGACACUCCUUAUAUUCUUCAACAUUCUGAAUAUGAUAAAUGCAAGAUGUUGUGUUUACCAUACUGCUUAGAAACUAACGAUUUUUCUUUGGUAUUGACAAAAAAUUACGAUUCGCAACAAUAUGCGCAAACAAUUGAAGAUCAUAUUAGACAGUUGGUGAAAGAAACUGACACUGGAGAAAAGGUUGUUUGUCUCGGUAUGCACACGUUUGUAGCCGGAACACCUGCAAGAGUAUAUGCCCUAGAAAAAAUGUUUAAACAGUUGUUACUUUGUGAAGAUUUGUGUUUCGCUACUGCCUCUCAGGUAUAUGAAUUAAUAAAAAAUCAAAUUACCUCAAGUUAAUAAAAAAACGACUAGUUUAAACUUAAUAUAUUUGGAAAUUAGCAUAAUAAAAACUUAACGUGAUCCGAAUAUGAAAAUGAUAAAGAACUGAUACAAACUUGAUAUACAUGAUAUAAACUUAUAAUAAUAUGUAAUAAUGAUGCUAAUUUAUCACGAGUACAAAAUAAAACAGAGUUUGCACUUCAUAAAAAGAUAAUAGUGGUCAGAGGUGAUUAUAGGAAUAAAAUGAGAGAGAGGAGGAGGGCGGAGGAGGCUAAUCUUUAAAAAGUACCAACUGCUUUUAAAAAAAGAUUAGAUGUCUUCAAAACUAAAAAUCACCCGAAUCAAAUGUUUCAAAUACCCAAUUAUAUUCUAACUAUAACUUGAAAAUUGUUUAUUAUUUGGGUAUGUGUGUGUGGGGUGGGGAAGCGGUGUUAUACUCCUCCCCCUCACACACACUAGUAGAAUCGUUUCUCUUAGUGAUACCAAAAUAAUGUAAAUAUUUCAUACUUUUUUGUUGAAAAAAUAAUAUUUAUAUA